This is a messenger RNA of Brassica rapa (field mustard), 4963 nucleotides long. RefSeq names its product zinc finger protein 5-like. Lineage: Eukaryota; Viridiplantae; Streptophyta; Magnoliopsida; Brassicales; Brassicaceae. Gene Ontology annotation, biological process: trichome differentiation; cytokinin-activated signaling pathway; gibberellic acid mediated signaling pathway. The record is from RefSeq and is a predicted model, not a curated record. Gene Ontology annotation, cellular component: nucleus. Gene Ontology annotation, molecular function: transcription cis-regulatory region binding; DNA-binding transcription factor activity.
UUCAAUCAUUAUAGUGGACGAAGAAAGCACCAUAAUUUGUACAACAAAUUUUUUUAGAUUCACCUCAUCAUACUCACCAUUUUACCAUUUUAAUUACAUAAUUUUACAUAAGCUUCUUCACCCUCUCCGGUUAUUUUCUAUUUAUUUAUAACUACAACAUAAAGUUAUGAACUAUAUAUAUUAUAAAUUAAUAAUUUAUUUACCCUUGAAAUUUCUAGUAAUAUCAAAAGUCGUAUGUUAGUUAAUUAUUUUCUAAAUGACGUCUAUUUCUAAUUUUUUUUGGAUGAGAAUAUUUUUGGGCUGCGAGAUUUUUCUUUACCUGGCCCACCGGCAAAUAUUUUAGCAGCCUAUUAUAUAUUUUUCUUUGGUUUUAUAGCGUUCGGACUGGUCCGAAUGGGAUAUUCAGUGAUGUUACGUGAUACAAAUCAAUGAGCAUGGGCAAUAGUUUUUUUCAAGUGACAUGGCAGUUUGAUAGGUGGUGAUUAUUUUGCCUAUGUGGCACCUCUAGAAAAGCUAGAAUUUAGUUCCUUUUAUAUAGUAGGAUUGUUAGUGUAAUAUUUUGCAUAGUAUAUAUAAUAGUACCUAUCAAGAUUUAUUUCCAAGAUCAUUUCUCGUCACACCUUAGAUUCAAACAACUAAUUUUAUUAUAAACCCUAUAAAAUAAAGUCGACGCUGUUCAUGGCAUAUAAAAUUCCUCCACGAUAUAUUAUAGUACAGAUGCAAUGUAUCACUAGUUAGAAAUUAUUAAACUAAACAUACUCCGUCUCUCGACCUUUGCUAUAUAAAGAAGAUCAUUUACACUUCUUCUUUAAAGUUAAAUUAAACCACCAGAAUACAUACAUUCCGACAAUGUCUCGUACAUGCGAAAGCUCCUCAGGCUCGUUCUCCGACAAGACCUUAAAACUGUUCGGCUUCGAACUCAUCAGCGGUAAUCGCUCGCAGGAAGUCACGACAACGGAUAGCGUCAGCUCUUCAACGAACAACACGGCGCCGUUUAAAGCGAAAAGACUCGAGUGCCAAUACUGUGGCAAAGAGUUUGCAAAUUCUCAAGCCUUGGGUGGUCACCAAAACGCUCACAAGAAGGAGAGGUUGAAGAAGAAGAGGCUUCAGCUUCAAGCUCGACGAGCUAGCAUCGGCUAUUAUCUAACCACCCACCAACAACCAAUAACGAAGUCGUUUGAGAGACAAUGCAAAACGCCGUCGUAUUGCGCGUUUUCUUCCAUGCAUGUGAAUAGUCAGAUUGGUGUGUUCAACGAGGAGUGGGCGUCGAUGUCGUCGCAGAUUAGCUUCGGUAAUAAAGAUACGUGUCAAGAUCUUAAUGAGCAAAAUGGUGAGAUGGGUAAGAUGUACGGUGUGAGACAAAACAUGAUUCAGUUCCAGAGAGAUCUGACUUCUCGUUCUGACUCGAAGAGAAGCAUUCAGUCCUUGGAUCUUCAUCUGGGGUUUGCCGGAGAUAUGGCGUAACAAAGAGAGAGAUAUAUGAUUAAAGAAUGUUUACUAGUGAUGUACUUAAGUAUUUAAUUGGGAAAGAUGGAAACAAAACGAGACAAAGUAUUCUAGAUGAAAUUUGAGUUUUAUUUAUUUAGGUUAUGUAUGGUUUAUUUAGGUUUGUUUUACAGUUAAUUUCAGCAGUUGAUGUUGUAGAGUCGCAGAACAAAACAAAAAGAAACAAACCUCCAAGCAUAUUUCUUAUAUAGAAAGUUUCCAAUCACCGUCAUCCAAUUUAAAAAAUCAAGUAGAUUGGAUCAAGACUUCAAGUAUUUGAUAACUAUAUCAUUAUAUUGUUGCUUAGAUUGUUAGCCAAAUACUAGUUGAGAAGGUUUUUAUCAUUAGUUAUUGUGUGGUGUGUUAUAAAUGGUGCAUUGCUUAAUUGAUGAAAAAACAAGUUGAAACAUUCAUUUUUUAAGGUUACAUUCACUUUUUGUUUGUUUGAGAACAUUCACUUUCUUGUUGCUUAGUAAAUUUAUGGUCAUGAUGUACGUAGUUCUUUAUUUGGUGCAAGCAUUUAUAUAUAAUGUACAUACAUACUGCCAGGCUGUACGUAUAUACGUGCAUGUGCGUACACGUUUUAAUCUUAUUUAUUGUUAAAUUUUAGACAUUUUGCUAAAAUUACAUCUCAAAGAUUCUAAUAUGAAAUAGUGUACUAUUAAAGAAGCGUAAAUUAAUACAUUACAAGCUUAUGAACUUUAACAACACUCAUAUAAUUCGUGACAAGCUUGAAAAUAAUUAGCUAGCUAUCCCAUAAUAUAUGGUUAUUUCUUACUAAGCAAAUUUAUGAAAGAUGUACUAAAAGGUCCAAAACUACUUUAAUAUUGUAAUAUGGAUUGUACGUGGGAUGCUGCAGUGGAAUUUGUAAUUACUAUUUUGAACUUUAAACUUAUUACGUAUAUGUAUAUAAAUUCUGAAUCUUCCAAUAUCUUGUUAUUGAAAUUUUCAUAUCCCGACCAAAAGAAUAUAAAUUCUAUAUAUGUCUAUAUAUUAAUUACCUGCUUAGUUCAGCUGAUUAAUUGAUGCUACUACGAUUUAAACAUAUCAUACUAUUAAAACGAAGAUUUUGAUGAACUGAUAUAUGUUUUUUUUAAGAAAAGAGAGUCAGAGGGUGAAUACUUCUUCUAAGAACGAAUAAGUGAAUUUAGUGGUGACAUUUCUUGAGUUAGAUUUUAUUCUUUUAAAUAGAUUUGGUGUAAGAUCGAUUCGAAAUUUCCCAUUAAGUCUGAUAAAUAUGUUCAUCAAUUCAUAAGUGUCUGUUAUAAUAUAUGUAUAAAUGUAGUCGGCAGGUUAUAUAUUUAAUCAAUUGCAUGCGUAUAAGCUUAAGAUUCAACAUCCAAUGUUGGAGGGAGGCCCCUUUAAUUGGGUAACACAUGUCACUUGACUCACUUCCGACACCAACGGAACUUAUGUGCGUAUUAGAUGCUUAUCCCAUUUAUUAUUUUCAGUAUGUAUUUAUUUAAGAAUGGUUUUCCUUUAUAGUCCAUUUCGAAUGUUUCCUAGUUUUGGUAAUGUUUUCGUUAACUUGGGAACAUCGCUACUUGUAGGCGAGGAAACUACUUGUAUGAGUUUCGUUCGAGUUGGGAUUUGCCUGAAAAGGCUAAAACAGUUGUCAGUUACAUUAUUAUUUUUUAUUUUCUAGAAAAUUCUGGCUGUUGUUUGGAUGUAUGGUUUUUAUUUAUUUUCAGUUUAAAUCUUAUAUAUUAUUACAUUUUUUGUAACAUAAUAUAUCUUUUUUUUGUCAGCAACAUAGUAUAUCUAUACCCACAUAAAUGCAAUAUCUAUAUACAUGCUAUACAUAACAUCGACGACAAAACCAAUCAUGAAAAACCGUAAUGAAAUUCCAAACCCUAGCAUAACUCAUUAAAUAGAAUCUUCAAAAAGUAUACCACCAUGUGAGUUAGAUUAAUAUUUGUGUUUGUCUCAAAAGUGUUUUUAUUGUUGUAACUAUCUCUAUUGACAAUAAGUGAAAUAUAUUCCAUUAAUAUUGAAAAACAAAGUUUUUUCUUUGUAUUUUAUCGUCACAACAUGCAACAUGUUAUCGCAGCACAUGAAAUGUUAUCAUAACUGGAUAUCUAUUUAAAUAAUAAAAGCUCAUUUUAAAAAUUAAAUAAUUAUUUUUUCCAAAAGAAAAGAUAAUGUUAUAUUGUCAUGAGAGAAAGAUAGAUCAAGCCAGGUAAGGUUAGCUUGCUGGUCUAAAUUUGAUUAUACAUUUGUCCAACAAGACUUAAUUCCAUCUGUCCACCGGUCCUUCUUUCACUUAUGGUCUUAUGGAUUAUAAUUUAGUAAAUGGUUUAUCCACCCAUUAUAAAAUUUACAAUUAUUGAUAUUAUUGCUUUCUUAAAAGCAAGUCUAUUUUUGAAAAAAACACUACUAAAAAGACGGCUGGUUUUCCCGCUACCACCCGCAAACACAGUUUUUGCGGUUGGUAGCGAUUGUCGGCAGUUUGCAACAAUCACUCAAAUUGCUCUAAACCGUUUCAAACCGCUUCAAACCGCUUCGAAUCUCAUAAAUUUAAAAGCUGGCUCCAGCUAGCGUUUGCGGUUACGGGCGGUUGCCGGAGGGUAAACUUUUUUUCUUUUUUUAAAACAAUAUAUAUACAAAAAGUAAAAAUAUUUAAUAAAAAAUUUAAAAUUGAAAUUAUGAAAAUAUUAAAAUAUAUCUAUUAUAUUUUAAUUAAUAUUAGUAUAAAAUUUAUAAUAAAAACAAUUUCAAUAAAUUUUCAAAAAUUAAAAUUAUAACUUUCUAAAUAUAAAUUUUAUAUUUAUUAUAAUUUUAUAAUUUUUGAUAUUUUUAUAAUUAUAGUAAAUAUAAAUAUUGUUAAUUUAUUAUUUGACUGUUACCGCAUUUGGUAGUUAACCAGUCAUAAGUCACCCGCAAAUGCACCAAUUUUUAACCGUAGUACCAGUCGUAUAAAUUUCUUAAAACCGCUAGAAACUGCAACCGCCCGCAUGCACAAACUUCCGCAACCGCUGCGUUUGAACCAAUCAUACUUUAAGUGGCUAAUCGCUGCAUUUGACCAUAAAGAAAACUAGUAUAUAUUGCAAUAUUUAUAUUUGAAUUCAUUAUAUUAUAAUUAUUAUCAGGUGUAACUGUUUGAAAUACUCGUUACGUGUUUACUUAGGAAGUUAUCAUAUUUUAUAAGGAAGAUAUUUGUUCGGCUCGUCAAAGAAGGACAAAAACUAUCGGUUACUUUAUUGGUUUGAAUUAUUCUCGAUCCAAUAAUUAAAGUACUGGCGUUAAGAUGUAAUUAUGAAAAAUUGAUUUAAAAUGAAUCAUUUGAUGUAAAAUAAUGUGGUAGAGCACCCAUCGUUCAGAUAUUUUUUUCCGAAGAAGCUCUUAUUGCUGAAGACGUGUACUAAGGGUCUGACUGGUUCAACCGCAGCGGUUGCGGUUGCGGUUGCGGGAGUUUGCGAAUGCGGGUGAUUGCGGUUUCUAGCGGUUUUAAGAGAUUUGUACGACUGGUUCUGCGGUU